CUACUUUUUUAGUACACGCUCUGCUUGGAUACGAACAGUCGUGGGUUCGUAACAAAUUGUUGUUUUAUUAAUUAAUAUUCCGUAAUAAUAUAUUAGCAUGCCUAAGAUGUUUUUUAAUUGAGUGACAAGUUUUUUGAUAACAGUGCAAAAGAAGCAAAAAUGGGCGUGAAACAGGCGCUGUUUCUGUUACUUGGUUUAUUCAGUAUAGUGGUGUGUAGUAAAAAUUUCCCAUGCUACUGGAAUGACAAGUGCAUGUAUGACAUGUUUGGCACCGCGACUCCAUACGACAGUGUUCGGGGAGACCUGAGGGACCAAGUAGAAGAUGACGGUUGUGAAGUGCUAAGUAUCUGGUCGCUCCACCGGCACGGGAACCGCAACCCCGGCGCUGAUGUCACGAGGAACAUCAGCGCGCUGCAGGCCAAAAUAAAACAUCUGCUGCAUGACCCUACUGUUCAUCUAAGACAUCACAAUAAUUGUGCACAGGAUACGGAUGAUCUGAUGAACUGGCGCUGGAACUCCACCCUGGACAGCUCCGCAUCUUACCUCACUGGCACUGGCUACGAGGAGCUUUAUGAUCUCGGCAGGAGGAUAGAGAUUCAGUACCAAAACUUCCUGAAAUCCGUUGAAAAGGUGCACUUUAGAGCGACGAACCAACAAAGAACUGUUACCAGUCUUAAGGCAUUCGUUCACGGAAUGACUGCUGGCACACCAUCCCUAGCAAACCUCUCAAUGGGUAUCCAUCCACCUUUGGAUCGAGAUGACGUCUUGCGGCCAUAUGAAAAUUGCCAACGAUACCAAGACGAGGUGUUACACGGCCAGCUGCUAACCGAUGAGCUGGCGGCUUACGAUACAAGUCCAGAAUUCUUAGCUAUCAGAGAUGAAUUGCAGUCGAAGCUGCCAGUGGAUUACCAACUGACGCACACUGAAGUCUUCACUCUGUACGAACUGUGCCGCUUUGAUAGGUCCUGGAGUGAGAAGCUUCGCUCCCCCUGGUGUUCCUUCUUUUCUAUCCGACACCUGUUGGUAUUGGAGUAUAGGGAUGAUGUACGCCAUUACUAUAGAAAUGGGUAUGGAUCAUGGGUAAACUCGUACCUCGGCGCCUUACCCCUGAAGGACUUGUACGAAAACUUCGUGAAUGCGAUCGAAGGCAAGAAGACCCUCGUAUCGUACUUCACCCACGACACAAUGCUGGAUAUGGUGUUCUGUGCGCUCGGACUAUACAAGGACCCUAAACCACUUCAAGGGUCUGCCGGGAUAAAAUGGAUCAAGAAAGAAGAGAAUGAUGAUUCUCAAGAUACAGAUCCUAUGUCGAGGAUGUGGAGAACCAGUGAGUUUGCUCCGUUCGCUUCUAACUUCAUAGCUGUUCUAUCCAGGUGUGACGAGUCAGGGAAACAAACUCACCGCGUCCGUUUGUUCAUAAAUGAGAAACCGACGCCUCUUUGCCCAGAAGAAGGCUGCACCUGGCAACAAUUCCUGGACAUCUUCCAGGUGUUCAGCGAAGCGGACCUGGACUUCUGUGCCAAGGAGUGGGCGGAGUCAGGGGCCGGAACUGCGGCGUUCUUGACUGGGCGCUCUAAUACUAAGAUUGGAAUGGCGACUAUUCUAUUUGUAUUGAUCAUAACUGUUUUGAGUGUUUUGUAAAUAAAUUAUUUUCACGUAAAAAUCGCUGGAUGUUUACG
Maniola jurtina (meadow brown) is the source of this 1679-nucleotide messenger RNA. RefSeq names its product multiple inositol polyphosphate phosphatase 1-like. The transcript is spliced from 11 exons. Gene Ontology annotation, molecular function: acid phosphatase activity; inositol phosphate phosphatase activity. NCBI's taxonomy places the organism in Eukaryota, Metazoa, Arthropoda, Insecta, Lepidoptera, Nymphalidae. The coding region runs from base 160 to 1641 and encodes 493 amino acids. The record is from RefSeq and is a predicted model, not a curated record.